AUGUCUUCCACUCCCGGCGAAGCGACUCAUACUCCAACUUCAUCAUCGGCCUCGCCAUCCGAUCCCCAAAACGAGCAGCAGCAGCAGCAGCAUCUCCCACCCUCUACUAUAGCUGCAACUACCUCCGCACCACCCCAGUCUACCCCCACCGCUCAACCAGGAAGCAUACCCUCAGUUCCAGCUCCAACGGGGAUCCCAGCACCAGAAGAGCCAACGCUCGCGCCCACCAAAACCACCACCGAACCCACCAACACCAGCAGCAGCACCACCUCGCCUCCCGCUCCCCAACCCGGCGCUCAACCCGAACCGCUACCUAUACAUCCCAUCGAUAUUUCGGCUAACACUACAUCUCCUACUAACCAAGGAGGACAUGGCCUACCUUCGACGAUUCCCCCACCCCCUAAGGCUGGCGAAGGACCACCCAACCCGCAGCCCGGCAGACUCCCUCUACCAACACCCACGGCGGCACCCACAGCGGCACCCACAGCACCUCUCGAUAACAACGCCAGUAGUACCCACGGUUACAUGAACAGCUAUCCUGCUGCUACCACACACCCGUUUCAACUCCAACAAUCCCCCAACUCCACCACCACACCUUACGCCUCCGUCUACCAAGCCCCCACGCCUGUCUCCACCAGCCUCCCGCUACACCAUCAGACCGGCAGCACAGGCAUGGUCGACGCCGACGACGACGCAGGAUUAGGUAGUUCCGCGUCUGGGUUCAUGGAGAGUGCCAAAUCGUGGGUUUCCAGUGCGGGAAGUAAAUUGGCGGAGGUGGAGGCUGAGGUUUGGAAACGGAUUAAUGAUGCUCAUGAUAAGUGA
Molecule: messenger RNA, 822 nt
Organism: Aspergillus affinis
Lineage: Eukaryota; Fungi; Ascomycota; Eurotiomycetes; Eurotiales; Aspergillaceae
Exons: 1
Coding region: 1-822 (273 amino acids)
Source: RefSeq, a predicted model, not a curated record